AUGGCGCUGCCGUGCUCCCUUACCAGGUAUCUGUUGCUCAUGGCGCAGGAGCACCUGGAAUUUCGCCUGCCGGAAAUAAAAUCUUUGCUUUCACUUUUUGGAGGUCAGUUCACUAGCAGUCAGGAAGCUUAUGGAAAGUCUCCAUUUUGGAUUCUAAGCAUUCCCUCUGAAGAUAUUGCCAGAAACUUAAUGAAACGGACAGUGUGUGCCAAGUCUAUAUUUGAACUUUGGGGCCAGGGAAAAUCUCCGGAGGAGCUGUACCGUUCCCUUAAAAACUACCCUGUGGAGAAGAUGGUCCCAUAUCUACAUUCAGACUCUACGUACAAAAUAAAGAUUCAUACAUUUAACAAAACGUUGACACAAGAAGAAAAAGUCAAACGAAUAGAUGCACUUGAGUUUUUGCCAUUUGAAGGAAAAGUGAAUUUAAAGAAGCCACAGCAUGUAUUCUCUAUUUUGGAGGAUUACGGUUUGGACCCGAACUGCAUCCCUGAACAUCCACAUAAUAUUUAUUUUGGUAGAUGGAUUGCAGAUGGACAGAGGGAGCUUAUCGAGUCAUAUAGUGUCAAAAAGAGACACUUUAUUGGAAAUACAAGUAUGGAUGCUGGUUUAUCAUUCAUCAUGGCCAAUCAUGGAAAAGUGAAAGAAAAUGAUAUUGUCUUUGAUCCAUUUGUUGGAACAGGUGGCUUGCUGAUAGCAUCUGCUCAUUUUGGUGCAUAUGUAUAUGGGACAGACAUAGACUACAACACAGUUCAUGGCUUGGGAAAGGCUAGUAGGAAAAACCAGAGAUGGAGAGGACCAGAUGAAAAUAUUAGGGCAAAUCUUCGUCAGUAUGGUUUAGAGAAGUAUUACCUUGAUGUCUUGGUUUCCGAUGCAUCUAAACCUUCCUGGAGGAAGGGCACGUAUUUUGAUGCAAUCAUUACUGAUCCUCCUUAUGGUGUCAGAGAAUCUACAAGAAGAACAGGCUCACAGAAGGAAAUACCAAAGGGAAUAGAAAAAUGUCCGGAAAGUCAUGUUCCUGUUUCCUUGAGCUAUCAUCUGAGUGAUAUGUUUUUUGAUCUAUUAAACUUUGCUGCUGAGACCCUCGUAUUAGGUGGAAGACUAGUCUAUUGGUUACCAGUGUACACACCAGAGUACACUGAAGAGAUGAUACCCUGGCACCCUUGCCUACAGCUCAUUAGUAACUGUGAGCAGAAGCUUUCCAGUCACACAUCAAGGCGCUUGAUAACAAUGGAAAAGAUGAAGAAAUUUGAGAACCGGGACCAGUAUUCACACCUGUUGAGUGACCAGAUUCUGCUGUACCAAGGUCAUAAUUCCUUCCGUGAGAAAUAUUUCAGUGGGGUAACAAAAAGAUUUGCCAAGGAGGAAAAGUCCAGCCAGGAAUGA
This is a messenger RNA of Orycteropus afer afer, 1383 nucleotides long. It is a transcript of the gene TRMT11, whose product is annotated as tRNA methyltransferase 11 homolog. Gene Ontology annotation, biological process: methylation. The record is from RefSeq and is a predicted model, not a curated record. The transcript has 13 exons. Gene Ontology annotation, cellular component: cytoplasm. Gene Ontology annotation, molecular function: nucleic acid binding. NCBI's taxonomy places the organism in Eukaryota, Metazoa, Chordata, Mammalia, Tubulidentata, Orycteropodidae. Bases 1 to 1383 code for a protein of 460 amino acids.